AUGGAGACGAGGAGCUGUACGGGGAUGCCCCCUUUGGUCUGCUGCUUCCAUUUGUUGCGGAUGUGGCCCUUCCUACUUCUAGCUUCAGCAGUACCACCACACAGUGCUUGGUCUCUUCGCCCCCAGGGUCUGUUGGCAGCACGACCACUCUGCAACCUUCGCAGGCCCUCUGUGCCCAGAUCUGUUUGCCUCUGGGGCAAGGCUCCACCCCCAGAGAGAGGAUCUCGUGCCCUCUCACUACGCCAGAGGUCCCCAAUUCCCAAAGGGGCUGAACGACGUGGCACGAUGCGGCUCAGGCGCCAAGCCCAGGGGAGUCGGCCGGCCACACCUUCGGGGUUCGAGGAUGUCCAGUCCUCCUCACAAUACCCCUGGGCCAUAGUCUGGGGUCCCACAAUAUCGGUUGAGGAUGGAGGGGACCCCAACUCAGCCAAUCCAGGACUCCUGCCGCCACUGGGUUACACUUUUGUUUCAUCCAGUGGAAUGGUGACGGCACAACCGAAUUCUCACUCGCUGCGGCACAACAAAGGGUUUAACUUGCACCAAACGCCAGCCACGCUCCCACCCUUCCUCUUUGGGCCCCGGGGAGAAGGGGUGGACCCUCAGCUGUAUGUCACCAUUACGAUCUCUGUCAUUAUCGCCCUAGUUGCCAUGGCGAUAAUACUCAAAUUCUGCUGGGACCGGAACCAGAAGCGGCGGCGCCACUCAAGCCAGCAAAGUGGGCCACAGCAGCAGCAGGGGAGUCAACAGCCGCUGACCGAUCUGUCGCCUGCCGCGUUCAGCAUCCUCGGGCCCUGUGGGGACUCGCAGACCCCCCCGCCAGAGAUGACUGAGGCAGGGCAAGUCCUGGAGGGCCUGGACAAGCUCGAGGGGAUGGGGAAGACCAGUGCCUUCCAGCUUAACAGGAUCCCACUGGUGAACCUGUAG
Molecule: messenger RNA, 924 nt
Organism: Eublepharis macularius
Lineage: Eukaryota; Metazoa; Chordata; Lepidosauria; Squamata; Eublepharidae
Gene: PIANP
Product: PILR alpha associated neural protein
Exons: 5
Coding region: 1-924 (307 amino acids)
Biological process (GO): regulation of immune response
Cellular component (GO): membrane
Source: RefSeq, a predicted model, not a curated record